Molecule: messenger RNA, 1363 nt
Organism: Morus notabilis
Lineage: Eukaryota; Viridiplantae; Streptophyta; Magnoliopsida; Rosales; Moraceae
Product: ultraviolet-B receptor UVR8
Exons: 11
Coding region: 176-1345 (389 amino acids)
Source: RefSeq, a predicted model, not a curated record
UCCGCGUCGGGUUCGCUGCCUUUCCUUUAUGCCCCAACUUGACUGCACCACCCCCUAAAUAUUAUACAAAGUGUAACUAAACCCAACUUUACGUUCUCUUUCUCAGUUCUCACUUCUAUUUUGCAAUUGCUUCUAAACAAACACUAUUGUGUGUAUUGAUUGUCCGCGCUCACCAAUGGCUUCCAACACCGCCCAACUUAUUGCUUGGGGCUCUGGUGAAGACGGGCAAUUAGGGCUGGGCAGCAACGAAGAGAAAGAAAGGGUCUGCGUCGUCGAAGCUCUUCAGUCCCAGAAACUCCGCUCCGUCGUCGCCGGUAGUAGAAACUCCCUCGCCAUUUGUGAAGAUGGCAAGCUGUUUACAUGGGGAUGGAAUCAAAGAGGGACGCUUGGACAUCCUCCUGAAACCAAAACUGAGAACAUCCCAAGCCAGGUCAAAGCUCUUUCCAAUGUCAACAUUGUCCAGGCGGCUAUUGGUGGUUGGCAUUGUUUGGCUGUUGAUGAUCAAGGAAGAGCUUACGCUUGGGGUGGAAAUGAGUAUGGACAGUGCGGGGAAGAACCCGAGCGGAAGGACGACACUGGUAGGCCUUUAAGAAGGGAUAUAGUGAUUCCUCAGCGCUGUGCACCAAAGCUUGUAGUUCGCCAGGUAGCUGCUGGAGGAACUCAUUCUGUGGUACUUACUCGUGAAGGGCAUGUAUGGACAUGGGGUCAACCGUGGCCUCCUGGAGACAUAAAACAGAUUUCUGUUCCGGUGCGAGUGCAAGGUCUUGAGGCGGUCAGAGUGAUCGCAGUGGGGGCAUUUCAUAAUUUGGCUCUCCAAGAGGAUGGUACUUUAUGGGCAUGGGGUAACAAUGAAUAUGGACAAUUGGGGACCGGAGAUACCCAACCCAGAUCGCAACCUAUUCCUGUCCAAGGGCUUUCUGGUCUUACUCUGGUUGAUAUUGCUGCUGGAGGAUGGCAUUCUACUGCACUUACAGAUGAAGGAGAGGUCUAUGGUUGGGGACGCGGGGAACAUGGAAGACUUGGAUUUGGAGAUAAUGACAAGAGCAGUAAAAUGGUCCCCCAGAGGGUUAAUCUUUUAGCUGGAGAGGAUAUCGUUCAGAUAUCCUGUGGAGGCACUCACUCAGUUGCAUUAACCCGCGAUGGACGCAUGUUUUCAUUUGGUAGAGGCGACCAUGGACGUCUAGGAUAUGGAAGGAAGGUGACAACCGGACAACCAAUGGAAGUUACCAUAAACAUCCCCGCUCCUACAAACUCAAAUGGAAGUGCAUCUGAGGGACGUUGGAUAGCCAAGCUCGUUGCUUGCGGAGGACGCCACACGCUGGCAAUUGCGGAAUGGAAAGACUGAUUGAAUGAAAUCAUGAAA